Penicillium digitatum Pd1 is the source of this 516-nucleotide messenger RNA. The record is from RefSeq and is a predicted model, not a curated record. Lineage: Eukaryota; Fungi; Ascomycota; Eurotiomycetes; Eurotiales; Aspergillaceae.
AUGCUUCAACAGGAAAGAUGGGAGACCCUGCAUACAAGAAGGGCUGUCGAACUGAAUAGUGAACUAUCCAACCUUCGCAAGCAGCAUCACAAUGGUUCCAUUUGUGCCCUACCACUCCUCGGCCGGCUAGUCGAGUAUUUUCAAGUUCCUGAUCGACCAAAGGGCCCGCCACCGCAUUUUCACCAGUUCCAAACCGAGUACUUCCGCGUCGAGAAUGGGGUACUCGCCAUCUCAGUGGACGGGGCCAUCCGCCGCAUCACCCCAGAAGAUGGCGAGAUCUCAGUCAAGGCGGGAAGUGUGCAUAACUUCUUCAUUGAUCCAGAUCCCCCCGAGAGCAUGACUGUUUACCCGAGUGCAUCAGACUCCGGAAACGACCGUCAGCUCGAUCGGAUCUUCUUCGAAAAUGGGUACGGCUACUGGCACGAUGCAUUGUUGCACAAUGGAGGGAUUGACUGGAUUCAGUUCCUCGCGGUGAUCAUCGAUCCUGAGCGCACAAUGUCCCUUGCCUUCGGCUGA